AUGAGCUUAAAUCAAGAUAAGGUACACACCCCGACAGACUGCGGUCUGGAAGGUGGGGACUCGGAUUUCGGGGCCUCGCCGCUUGAUGAGUUCAUGAGAACUCGGACGGAGCUGAGCGGCCCGUCGACUGAAUGUCAUCCUGGGCGGAACGCUGCCCCCGCUUCGGCAGAGGACACCGUGUCGCCCCCGGUAACCGACGAUGGCUUAGGCCGUCAUACGUAUUGGAAAAGGAAAAGACGAAGGAAAGCGGGGACCACUCGGACCCCGGACGAAUUUGGUAGGAGAGAAGUUCGGACAGCAGAGUACGAAACUAGCCUCGGAGCACAAGCUCGUAAUGAGACAAGCUCUCGCCAAGGAACGGCAGGGUCGGGCGGCAGCACGGCCGAUACCGACUCCUGCAGACUUGAAAUAACCGACGAUGAGCCUCAGACGACAAUUAAAGUAAUACAAAUCAAUGCGAGAAGGUCACAGAGAGUGAUGCAUGAGAUUGAAAAACUAUUGUCGAGUAGAAGCAUAGACGUCUGCCUAAUACAAGAGCCAGCCGCCGACUGCAAAGGGAUCUAUCUGUUCGACAGACGUCCGUACAGGGUAGUAGCGAGCGGUCCCGGUUCUAAAGCCGCCAUCGUAGUCGCGAACCCCGCGGUCGGCAUCCUGAGCUUGCAGCAUCUCAGUACUCCCCAUAUUGCCGUAGCCGUGCUCACUGUUGGAAAUCUCCGCUUAGUGCUGAUAUCAGCGUACUUUCAAUUUUCGGAACCAACACAGACGUGCGUUGACGCGCUCGAGUCCGUACUGGACUCGGUGAGCGGCAACGUAUUAGUCUGCGCGGACGUGAACGCACGGUCUACGCUUUGGCACGACCGUCUCUCGGACGACCGCGGAGAGAUUGUCGUGGACCUCAUAGGUCGGAAAAACCUCCAUGUCAACAACCUAGCGGGCAACGUGCCGACAUUUAGAAAUCGGGGGUCUGCGUGCUUGGACGUGACGCUCACGUCUCACGGCGUGAACGUGGCGGACUGGACCGCAGUCCACGAUUUGACGUCAAGCGAUCACGCGAUCAUAAGCUUCGACGUAACGCAGAACUGUGCGCGCCCGAAUGACAGGACAGAUCCUUUCGUAAAAUACGACUGGAGCAAAACGAAUUGGAAUGAAUUCCGUAAGUCCUUGCAGCUCAGAGUAAGCGCGUGUAUAACGGAUCUGGAAAGUCCGGAUCUCGAGACUAGUUCUGCAGCACUCAUGAAAGUGCUGACAGAAACCUGCGUUGAACGCAUGGGAAUAGUAAGAAUUAAAAAGCGCAAACCACCUCCCUGGUGGAACCAGAGUCUGGAUAGAGAAUUAAGCAAUCUCAGGCGCUGGAGGAUUCGACUGAGGAACGCACGGAACGCAUUCGGCAAGCGUGUAAUCCGGAACUCUUACGAGAAAUUAAAGCAAAGGUUCAAUAUGAAUUGCUUCAAAGCCAGGCGGGAUUCCUGGCGCUCCUUUGUAACCGAUAUCGGAAACAGGGAACCGUGGGGACCCGUUUACACAUGGCUAAAGACCGGUGGCCUACGGCCGUCUCAGAAUCUUCCAGUGUCAAUCCGACGAGAGAACGGCUCUUUCACCGACUCUCUCGAGGAGACUGGGAAAAGACUUAUUGAAAUCCUGGUCCCGGGAGAUACGUCCGACGGUGAGAGCCCCGAACAGACAGCCAUCAGGGCGGUAACGGGUGUAAGAGUCGGGUCCUUCGACCCGGAGACGGGCGAGGACGAACCGCUCAACGCGUGCGAUGUCGAGGAGGUAAAAAGGGCCAUCUGGCGUAUGGAUCCGAAGAAGUCACCGGGAGCCGACGGUAUAACGGCAAAGAUUCUCCGCCAGGCGUGGCCAGUUCUGGCCGAACACAUAACGAACGUGUUCAACGUUUGUCUUCGGUCCAGAAUGUUUCCAAACGCCUGGAAACUGUCCCGACUGGUUGUGAUUCUUAAAUCUCCCGGCAAAGACCGGGCAGAGGCCAAGUCCUACCGACCGAUAAGCCUACUCCCGGUGGUGUCCAAAGCGCUCGAACACGUAAUCAUAGACAGGAUUCGAGCGGACACGGAUCCGAGCAUGUCAAAAAGACAGUUCGGGUUCACUAAAAACCUCUCGACGGUCGACGCGAUGCACCACGCGCUGAAUUGGACGAAAAGCAGGCAAGAAAAAUACGUAUUUGCAGUCUUCUUGGACAUUUCGGGCGCCUUUGACUGUCUAUGGUGGGCCCAGCUAGUUGCGGAUAUGCGUAGUGCUGGCUGUCGCAGCGGGCUGGUUGAGCUGACGAAAAGCUAUCUAGACGGCCGCCGAGCUGUCAUGCAGAUCGGCGACCGAACAGUGGCAAAGACCCUCACCAAAGGGUGCCCGCAGGGGUCGGAGUAUGGACCGGAUCUCUGGAAACUAGCGGUGAACCCACUCCUGUCAGCUGACCCGCCCGCAGGUACGGAGAUAAUUGCGUAUGCGGACGAUCUCGCGCUACUUAUCUCUGGCAAAAAUCGGGCAGAGCUGGAGAGUCGUGGAAACGAACUACUCAGCAGAGCAUCGCUAUGGGCGAUCAAGCGAAAACUCUCCUUCUCCGCGACCAAGUCGCAGACCCUCUGGCUUAAGGGUAAUCUAUCCCGGCCAGACUUGGAUCUCCGACUCGGCACUGUAAUGAUAAAACCGACGGUCGGGGCUAAAUACCUCGGCGUCACGUUCGGCGGUAAAAACUUCAGUGGCCAUCUAACGGAAAAAGCGAAGGCCUCAGCGGCGCUAUUCAGUCGACUGUGCGGCGUCGCAAAAACCAAGUGGGGUCUUAAGAGAGGUUUAGCGGCAAACCUGUAUAAGUCCGUAUUCCUUCCGCAGAUAAGCUAUGCGGCCUCUGUGUGGGCUCAGAAGUGCAUGACUGAUGGGCACCACCGAGGGAGAGCAAACAGCGCCCAAAGAACCCCGCUUAGGGCUAUUACAGGCGCGUAUAAGACCACGUCGACGAUGGCGCUGCAGGUUCUCGCCGGAGUACCCCCUCUCGAACUGGAACUAUUACGAAUAGCCAGAGUCGAGGGGGACAGGAUCGCGGUCAGGAGAGGCGCGAUGACGGCGCAGGAAGCCGAGGUUAGAAAGACGAUGCACAGUAACAAUCUCCUUCACCUCUGGCAGAGCAAGUGGGUCGCGAGCUCCAAGGGGAGGUGGACCGCGCGAUGGUUCCCCGAUGUCGGACGCCGGAUGGACCGUGGGUGGUGCCGAAUGGAUCAUUACACGUCCCAGUUGAUGUCCGGUCACGGGGAUUUCAAAGCAAAACUCCACGGCUUUAACCUUGUUGGCGAUGCAGCUUGCGCAUGCGGUUUCCCCAGCGGAACUGCGGAGCAUCUGCUAAUGAAUUGCCCACUUGUAGACCAGGAAAGAAAUAAACUCAAACUCGCAGUGCGAGCGGCCGGUGCGGACUGGCCGUGUGAGUUAGAGUUCAUGACGAGCUCCGAAGUCAUGUUCCGGGCGGUUAGUGAAUUCGCUAAGAAUACACUGGCGCGCUGA
Molecule: messenger RNA, 3507 nt
Organism: Macrosiphum euphorbiae (potato aphid)
Lineage: Eukaryota; Metazoa; Arthropoda; Insecta; Hemiptera; Aphididae
Source: the annotation of a GenBank genome assembly